CUGGUCAUUUUGUUGUUAUUGUUGUUUUUCUGCGCAUAAAUAUUUUAGGACGUGUUCGGGAAUUUUGCCUCCGGGACCGUUUGUAAUAGCCAAAGACUGAACUUCAACUCUGAAAGCGAGGCUUCUUUGGGCAUCCGUCUUGGGAUUCUGGUUGCCCACUCUUUGAUGCACUAAUCGGCCAGUUGUUAGCCCUGUUUGGGUGAGGCCGAUCCGACUAACUAGAACUCAGUCCGGGACUCUUGGUAAUUUAGUCUCCCUCCUCCCCCACCACCCUCCGGUAGUAAUAAAGGUUCCUGAACUUGUAUGUUGAUCUCCCGGGAGCUACUUGAAGAAGAUCCGAUCCCGUGUUGCCGCCUAGUAGGAGCUGUUUUCAGGGUCCUUACUCAAUCGGCUUGUUGUGAUGCGUAUCCCCGUAGAUGCCAGCACGAGCCGCCGCUUCACGCCGCCUUCCACCGCGCUGAGCCCCGGCAAGAUGAGCGAGGCGCUGCCGCUGGGCGCCCCGGAUGGCGGCGCCGCCCUGGCCAGCAAACUGAGGAGCGGCGACCGCAGCAUGGUAGAGGUACUAGCUGACCACCCGGGAGAGCUGGUGCGCACCGACAGCCCCAACUUCCUCUGUUCCGUGCUACCCACUCACUGGCGCUGCAACAAGACCCUGCCCAUCGCUUUCAAGGUAGUAGCGCUGGGGGAUGUUCCGGAUGGCACUCUGGUCACCGUCAUGGCAGGCAACGAUGAAAACUACUCGGCGGAGCUGAGAAAUGCUACGGCAGCCAUGAAGAACCAAGUGGCAAGAUUCAACGACCUCCGGUUUGUUGGUCGGAGUGGUAGAGGCAAGAGCUUCACCCUGACCAUCACUGUCUUCACAAACCCACCACAAGUCGCUACUUACCACAGAGCCAUCAAAAUCACGGUGGACGGCCCGCGAGAACCCCGAAGACAUCGGCAGAAACUAGAUGAGACCAAGCCCGGGAGUUUGUCCUUUUCCGAGAGGCUCAGUGAACUGGAGCAGCUGCGGCGCACGGCCAUGAGGGUCAGCCCGCACCACCCAGCCCCCACGCCCAACCCUCGGGCCUCCUUGAACCACUCCACUGCCUUUAACCCGCAGCCUCAGAGUCAGAUGCAGGAUGCAAGGCAGAUCCAGCCAUCCCCACCGUGGUCCUAUGAUCAGUCUUACCAGUACCUGGGAUCCAUCACCUCCUCUUCUGUGCACCCGGCAACGCCCAUCUCACCUGGCCGUGCCAGUGGCAUGACAAGCCUCUCUGCGGAACUCUCCAGUCGACUUUCAACGGCCCCGGACCUGACAGCCUUCGGCGACCCACGCCAGUUCCCCACGCUGCCUUCCAUCUCCGACCCGCGCAUGCACUACCCUGGCGCCUUCACCUAUUCGCCGCCUGUCACGUCGGGCAUCGGCAUCGGCAUGUCAGCCAUGAGCUCUGCCUCUCGCUACCACACCUACUUGCCGCCGCCCUACCCAGGCUCGUCGCAGGCCCAGGCCGGGCCCUUCCAGACCAGCUCGCCCUCCUACCACCUGUACUACGGCACCUCCGCCGGCUCCUACCAGUUCUCCAUGGUGGGCGGCGAGCGCUCGCCCCCGCGCAUCCUGCCGCCCUGCACCAACGCGUCCACGGGCGCCGCGCUGCUCAACCCCAGCCUCCCCAGCCAGAGCGACGUGGUGGAGACCGAGGGCAGCCACAGCAACUCGCCCACCAACAUGCCACCCGCGCGCCUGGAGGAGGCGGUGUGGCGGCCCUACUGAGCGCCUUCGAGGGACUGAGCCCAGCUGCACCUGCCGUCCACACACAGACCCCCGCCAGGAGGGCCCUUGGAGGCCAACAGGAAGAUUCCCGGAGGGAAACUGUGAAUGCUUCUGAUUUAGCAAUGCUGUGAAUAAAAAGAAAGAUUUUAUACCCUUGACUUCACUUUUUAACCACGUUGUUUAUUCCAAAAAGUGUGGAAUUUUUUUGGUUCGGGGCGGGGAAGACAUAGCUCAUCCAGUUUGGCAAUUAUUUCUUAUUUCGGAGUUACUUUUCCGCACCUUAUCAAUUGCAAAAAAUGUGUGUUUGCAACUGGGUGGUCGUUAUUUUUAAAUAUGUAUAGAUCUGUGCUUGCUACUCUCUUCCUUUGACCAACUGAAAGAAAUACGGUUCCCUUCUCUACGUUUUAUUUAACUUUUGGACUUUCUUGUAGCUGGGAUUUUGGGCUGUUUUUCUUGUUUUUUGUUUGUUUUGUCUUUUUUUUUUUUUAAAGAUACAGCUACAACUUUGGGUCAUUUUUUAACUACUGUAUUUCCACAAAGAAAUCCCUAGAUAUUUAUGUAUCUCGAUGUUUGAACAUUUGCAUAUGUGUUGAUACUUUU
Messenger RNA from Microtus oregoni (creeping vole), 2353 nucleotides. It is a transcript of the gene Runx1, whose product is annotated as RUNX family transcription factor 1. Gene Ontology annotation, cellular component: nucleus. NCBI's taxonomy places the organism in Eukaryota, Metazoa, Chordata, Mammalia, Rodentia, Cricetidae. The record is from RefSeq and is a predicted model, not a curated record. Bases 401 to 1753 code for a protein of 450 amino acids. The transcript has 6 exons. Gene Ontology annotation, biological process: neuron differentiation; regulation of transcription by RNA polymerase II; regulation of cell differentiation. Gene Ontology annotation, molecular function: ATP binding; DNA-binding transcription factor activity, RNA polymerase II-specific; RNA polymerase II cis-regulatory region sequence-specific DNA binding.